Vespula pensylvanica (western yellowjacket) is the source of this 1716-nucleotide messenger RNA. Its product is annotated as paired mesoderm homeobox protein 2B-like. Bases 44 to 991 code for a protein of 315 amino acids. Gene Ontology annotation, biological process: regulation of transcription by RNA polymerase II. The record is from RefSeq and is a predicted model, not a curated record. The transcript has 3 exons. NCBI's taxonomy places the organism in Eukaryota, Metazoa, Arthropoda, Insecta, Hymenoptera, Vespidae. Gene Ontology annotation, molecular function: DNA-binding transcription factor activity, RNA polymerase II-specific; RNA polymerase II transcription regulatory region sequence-specific DNA binding.
AUAAGAAACGAGAAAAGAUUGAAAAGAAUCAACGAAAACAAUAAUGGAUUACUCGUAUUUGAAUCAAGCUGCGGCUGCCGCGGCCGCCGGCUUCGAAGCGUCCAGUUGCGCGUUGGCCGCGAGCGAGAUGCAAUGCGGUUACGGCGAUCUGAGCUCGUGCUCGCAAAUGAGCCAAGCGGCGUAUCGGUACACGGCUGCGAGAGCCGCCGGUUACUCGACGAAUGCCGGCUCGGCGAGCGGCGGUGGUAGCGCGGGUCCACUUGGGGCCCAUCAUGCCUCGCAUCCUCAUGCCCAUCCACAUCAUGGGGCCCAUGCGACUCCGUGCUCCGUAAUGGCGGCCCGAUCGCAGGACGUUCAUCGGCACGCUGCCUCCAUCUUUCCUUCUGCGAUUAAUCUCCAAGGAGGAUUAGGAUACAAACCCUACACGGGACACGACGGUCUCGCGGAAAAGCGGAAACAACGGCGCAUACGGACGACGUUUACGUCGGCCCAACUUAAAGAAUUGGAGCGUGCCUUUCAAGAAACACAUUAUCCGGAUAUUUACACCAGAGAAGAAAUCGCUAUGAAAAUCGAUUUAACGGAAGCUAGAGUACAGGUAUGGUUCCAAAAUCGUCGUGCGAAAUUCCGAAAACAGGAAAGACUGGCCCAACAAAAGUCUUCGUCUCAAGGUGGAAUAGGUGGUGAUAGUGGUGCUUCAAGUCCGGUUGCUGGCAACGUCAAAGCCGAAGGACGUUCGCCAAGAAGUCCUGCGACACCGCCAGGUGGCUCGAACGGUAGUGUCUUACCAUCGAACGAGGUCAAGCCUGUCGCUAAUCCAAAUUUGGUUAAUGUGAAACAUACACCGGACGGUACCGGGGAAAAUAGCUCACCUAGCGCUCGUGCAAACAGUGGAGGUGGUACGUGGGGCUCAUGCAGUCCAAGACCUUUCUCCACGGCGUUACCUUCUUAUUUGUUGGAUCCGCUACCUUUGAAGACCGGAAAUCUUUAUUAAUUUCGUUUCCUUUAUAGAAGGUUACGGUAAGCCGACAAAUUCGUGUAAAUAUAAAGAGUAUCGUCUUAUCGGACUGGUUGCCGAGAAUUUCGGUGUGAUAUGUAGAUACAAGUGUGGUCGUUGAAAUUCAAAUCCGGUGCUGCGACGAAGCGAUUAUUGCAUUCAUCUAAGAAUAAUUAUCAAAAUGCGUUGACACAGUACCGAUCGAAUCGAUUCGAAGAUAUUAAGAAAUAAUUGAAGAUUUUAGAAACAUGUAAGUUAUUAAUGACCACCCUUGUAGCAACGAGUUCGAUUCGUUACCCUGUUAUAUCAGACUUUCGGGAACAUUGUUAAUAGUUAUUUUGUUUUCCGAAGUUCACCGAUAUAUAACUCGAGGACGUUUAAAAAUGGUUGAUCGUUUUAUUUCAUGUUGUAAGUCCUUCUUUGAUCGAUGUAAAUCGAGAAUGAAAAGUGAGGGAAAAAAGUGUACUCGGUAAAAUAUGACUUUGGGAUAAGUUCGCACGUUAAAUUAAUAAUAAAUAUCCGCGUACUCGAUGACUGUCCACGAUAUUCGAUUAAUAGGUACAAAGUAAUGAUUAUUAAAUAAUUUGUUAUUCGCGGAUUUUUAUCCCUAGGAUUCUUCAAACGGUACGUUAAGAUAUUAUCCAUAGUCAUUUGUAAAAAUCGUUACUUAAGAGCGAGGGAAAUAGUUAAAUUCGCGAAUUUAACAUUUAAUCAUGCGAUCA